Morchella sextelata is the source of this 627-nucleotide messenger RNA. RefSeq lists its product as uncharacterized. The record is from RefSeq and is a predicted model, not a curated record. The transcript has 3 exons. NCBI's taxonomy places the organism in Eukaryota, Fungi, Ascomycota, Pezizomycetes, Pezizales, Morchellaceae. Bases 1 to 627 code for a protein of 208 amino acids.
AUGCUGCUGCUUCUUUUGUCCCGUUGGCCCUUACCAAUGCUACAGUUCCUCAGGAUCCCUAUCGCAGGCUUCCCCACCGACCUCUACUACCUCCUUCCCAACAAUAUAGAGGAAUUCAAGCAGAAGUAUAAGGUCGAGGCUACUGUCUUAUUUAACCACAACGCCAUCCUCACCCAACGUAUCAGCCACGAGAGGGAUACCACUCAUACUCAGCUCGCCGCCACCCAUGAAACCAUCGACAACCUUGAAGAGCAGCUAAUCCAGCUCAACCUCGACCUCAAUAUCGCUCGCGCCGCCUCCACCUUCACCGUCUCUGUCCCCAUUGUCGCUGCUCCCCCACCUAGUACCGUCUCCACCUUCAGGUCCAAAAACAACGAGGCAGCAAAUGUUAUCUAUGCCGUUAGCCGCUUGGAAGGAAGGGACCUUGAUCAAGGCGUUCCACUCAUUAACACUGAUCCUGCUGUCCCCUUCUCCUCUAUCACUGCCUUCGUUGCCCACCUGGAAGCCUCGUUUGGAGACCCAGAUCUCCGGAGUACCACCCGUCACCAACUCGUCGCCCUGAAGGAAGGCAAAGGAGACUUCGCCACAUAUUACUCUGUUUGGGGAAAUGCCAAUGCUAAGCGAUAG